Molecule: messenger RNA, 576 nt
Organism: Strongyloides ratti
Lineage: Eukaryota; Metazoa; Nematoda; Chromadorea; Rhabditida; Strongyloididae
Product: LPS-induced tumor necrosis factor alpha factor domain-containing protein
Exons: 2
Coding region: 1-576 (191 amino acids)
Molecular function (GO): zinc ion binding
Source: RefSeq, a predicted model, not a curated record
AUGAAUUCUAAUUUUAGUAAAAAUGAUUCACAAACACCAGAAAUUCAAUCACCUCCACCCCCAUAUUUUAAUAUAGAAAUUGAUGGAGAUGAAAAAAAUCAACCAAAUUUUGUACCACCAAAUAUUAUUCCUCCAAGUGACAUUCAACCGAAUCAAAUUCCUCUAAAUAAUAUUCCCCCAAAUAAUAUUCCCCUAAAUAAUAUUCCACCAAAUAAUAUUCUCCCAACUAAUAAUUUACCAAAUCAAUUUGCACCAAUACAACAUCCACCAAUAUUAAAUCCAUAUACAAUUGUUGUUGGUCAUAAUUGUGGAAGAUAUUAUCGUGCUUAUCCAAGAACACGAUACCCAUCUACAUUAUAUUGUUUCAAUUGUAAUAAAUAUGUUUUAUCUAUUAUACAUUAUGAAAGAGGUCAAAAUUACAAAAAAAAUUGGUUGAUUAUGUUAUUAUUAUGCCUUAUUUGUCCACCAUUUUUAUGUGUAUUACCAAUAAUUCUUUUAACAAAUGUUUUAAAUAAUGUGAUUCAUAAAUGUCCUGAUUGUGGUACUGUUAUUGGUAUUCAUUUAGCAAAUGGAUAA